Anopheles nili is the source of this 620-nucleotide messenger RNA. Its product is annotated as zinc finger protein 706-like. The transcript has 2 exons. Bases 95 to 328 code for a protein of 77 amino acids. The record is from RefSeq and is a predicted model, not a curated record. Lineage: Eukaryota; Metazoa; Arthropoda; Insecta; Diptera; Culicidae.
UGAGCAUCUCUGAAGCUAUUCGUGCUGCAUUUUGCUUUUUAAUCGAAUUUUAGUGCAAAUUUAGUAUUUAGUUGAAGUUCUGCUUUUAGCAUUCAUGGCGCGUGGUCACCAAAAGAUUCAGUCCCAACAGAAAGCGCAGGAAAAGGCGGCCAAGCUAAAGAAGCAGCAGGGGCAUGGUUUGAGCGAUCAGAUGAAGGCGGCCCAGAAGGCGCUCGUGUUUUCGUGUGCCGUCUGUAAAUCCCAGAUGCCCGAUCCUAAAACGUACAAGCAGCAUUUCGAAAACAAGCACCCGAAGUCGGAACUUCCCGCCGAUUUGGUGAAUGUUUAACAGGACGAGAUGCAACGAUGCCCGUACGAAGCCCUACUUCCGUAUGGAGAUUAUCAGAGAGGUUCGAUUCCGUGAAUUGCUUCGACGAUGGCUCUUCUGCUACUUCCGUGGCCUAACCGCAAUAAUACCGUAUUUUCAAUUGAGAUUUUACCCUGCACGGAACAUCACUAAUCAAUCACGCGUGUUGAAGACAAAAGCUAGAAUAAUUCCUAUGUGUUCAAUGUAAAUAGUUCCAUGCUACGGAUGUGGCCUCUCGAUCGCAUUGUACGCGUUUCCCUGGACCUGACCAACA